UCCGUCCCGCUAUAUAACGGGGGGAGCCCGGCGCUGGGCAACCUCGGGAAAAAAAAAAACACCACACACACGCGCGGCGCCCUCGCACGGAGAGCUGUGCCGGGGUUAUGAGACCGUCACCGCGCAGGAGAGGCUGAGCAACGGAGAGGCUCACCAUGACCAAGUCGUACAGUGAGAGCGGGCUGAUGGGCGAGCCCCAGCAGCAGGGCCCCCCGAGCUGGACGGACGAGUGCCUCAGCUCCCAGGACGAGGAGCACGAGGUGGACAAGAAGGAGGAGGACCUAGAGGGUCUGCACGCCGAGGCCGAGGAGGACUCGCUCCGGAACGGUGAGGAGGAGGACGAAGAGGACGACUUGGACGAAGAGGAGGAGGAAGAGGAGGAGGAGGAAGACGACGACCAGAAGCCCAAGAGGCGGGGCCCCAAGAAGAAGAAGAUGACCAAGGCGCGGAUGGAGCGGUUCAAGCUGCGGCGCAUGAAGGCCAAUGCCCGGGAGCGCAACCGCAUGCACGGGCUGAACGCGGCCCUGGACAACCUGCGCAAGGUGGUGCCCUGCUACUCCAAAACGCAGAAGCUCUCCAAGAUCGAGACCCUGCGCCUGGCCAAGAACUACAUCUGGGCGCUGUCCGAGAUCCUGCGCUCAGGCAAGAGCCCGGACCUGGUGUCCUUCGUGCAGACCCUCUGCAAGGGCCUGUCGCAGCCCACCACCAACCUGGUGGCCGGCUGCCUGCAGCUCAACCCGCGGACUUUCCUCCCCGAGCAGAGCCAGGAGGUGCCGCCGCACGUGGCGGCGGCGGCGGCGGCGGCGGGCGCGCCCUUCCCGGCUCAUCCCUACCCUUACCAGUCGCCGGGCUUGCCCAGCCCGCCCUACGGCACCAUGGACAGCUCCCACCUCUUCCACCUCAAGCCGCCGCACGCCUACGGCGCCGCGCUGGAGCCCUUCUUCGAGAGCGGGCUGGCGGAGGGCGCCAGCCCCGCCUUCGACGGGCCCCUCAGCCCGCCCCUCAGCGUGAACGGCAACUUCUCCUUCAAGCACGAGCCGGCCGCCGACUUCGACAAGAGCUACGCCUUCUCCAUGCACUACCCCGCCGCCGCCGCCGCGCUGGCCGCCGCGCCCGCCCACGCCGCCAUCUUCCCGCCCGCCGCCUCCCGCUGCGAGAUCCCGGUGGACGGGCUGGCGCCCUACGAGGGCCACCCGCACCACGAGCGCGUCCUCAGCGCCCAGCUCAACGCCAUCUUCCACGACUGAGCCUCCCCGCGCCGCAGGGAGGGCCGGGGGAGCCGCGCCCCGCCGCCCGCCACCGCCUUGUUUACAGGGGGCAGCCCGGCGGGUCCCGCCGCCGCCUCGGGGCCGCCGCGUCCCCCCCGCUCACCCGCUGUCUUUGCUUCCGCUCCUCGGAGCGACGCUGUAAAUUGGGGUAGGGGCAUUGGGAUCGCGUCAAUUACCUGAUCGGGAUAACAAAAUCACAAGCAAUAAUUAGGAUCUAUGCAAUUUUUAAACUAGCGAUGGGCCAAUUACAAAAUAUAUAUGAAAUCUAUAUUUUUCAACCAACAUUUUACUACUUGUUACCUUUCCCAUGCUGAAUUAUUUUGUUGUGAUUUUGUACAGAAUUUUUAAUGACUUUUUAUAACGUGAAUUUCCUAUUUUAAACCAUGCAGCUUCAUCAAUUUUUAUACAUAUUGGAAAGGUAGAAUUAUAUCUAAUUUAUACAAAAUGAUUUAACUAAUUUAAACCAGCAGAAAAGUGCUUAGAGAAGUUAUGUUGCCUUAGCACUUCUUUCCUUUUCAAAUAGAUGAAGAAGAAAAAAAAAAUGCACAAUCCGGGCAAUUUCUUUCCCAUGCAAGUCUCUUUUUUCUUUUCUUUUUUUUUUCUUUUUUCUUUAUUUCUUUUUCCUUUCCCCCGUACAAUAAGAACCAGAUCCCCUAGGUCUUGAGAAGAUAUUAAGAACGAUAGAUUUAUUUUCUAUUAAAACAUAUCAAUUCAACACAUUACUUGCACAAACUUGUAUAUAAAGAUUAUAAGCAAAUGCCAACACCCUUUUUAAAUCGAAAGCUGCUUGACUAUCACAUACAAUUUGCACUGUUUCUUUUUAGUCUUUGAACCCCUUGGCAUUCCAAUUUUUUGGUUUGUUGGGUUUUUUCGUUUGCUUUGGGUUUUUUUUUUUUGUUUUGGUUUUUUUUUUCAAAGAUAACUUGAAGAUGUUAAUGUUUCCAGGCGAUAUAAAUGCAUGAUUUUAUACAUGUUCACACAAUCCGUGGUUGUCAUAUGCUCAUCUUAUAAAUCUGAACCGAAAUCUAAUCAGGUUGUUAAAGUCGGGCUAUAUACCUAUUGUAGUCGAUUAGUACGGUAGCUUGAAACAAAUUCAAACCAUUUAAUCCGUAAUUAGAACAAUAGCUAUUGCAUGUACAAUGCAGUCCAGAAUAAGUGCUGUUUGAAAUGUAACGCUGGUUCAACUGGAAUCAAUCUGUACUGUAAUUUUGUUUGUAAUCCUGUAUAUUAUGGUGUAAUGCACACUGGGAUUUUAGAAAAAACAUCCAUCCUUUGGCAACAACAUAGUAUUGAACAUUUGGUCGAAUGUUGCAUUUUUUCCUUAAAUGUGAUUUUUUUUUUCUUAGUGUAAGUAAUUCCUAUGGGAUUAUUGUUUUAUUCGGAUAGCUCAUGAAAGGUGCAACACUUAUUAUUUGUAGAAUAAAAUUGGACUAAAAAAAGGA
Corvus hawaiiensis (hawaiian crow) is the source of this 2710-nucleotide messenger RNA. It is a transcript of the gene NEUROD1, whose product is annotated as neuronal differentiation 1. Gene Ontology annotation, biological process: regulation of DNA-templated transcription; nervous system development. The transcript has 2 exons. Gene Ontology annotation, molecular function: protein dimerization activity. Bases 156 to 1247 code for a protein of 363 amino acids. The record is from RefSeq and is a predicted model, not a curated record. Lineage: Eukaryota; Metazoa; Chordata; Aves; Passeriformes; Corvidae.